Molecule: messenger RNA, 672 nt
Organism: Ostrinia nubilalis (European corn borer)
Lineage: Eukaryota; Metazoa; Arthropoda; Insecta; Lepidoptera; Crambidae
Exons: 4
Coding region: 28-513 (161 amino acids)
Biological process (GO): sensory perception of taste
Cellular component (GO): membrane
Source: RefSeq, a predicted model, not a curated record
UUUGUAAAUAAUAACGACCAUCGUGUGAUGGAGUGUAUUGAUAUUUAUAAAAGCAUUGUUGAUACUGUGGACAAUGUUAAGACGCCAUUUGACAUAUUGUAUGCCGUUACUUUAGUUAAUUUUACGCCAAAUCUCGUGUUAUCAGCUUACUUGGGGCUUAUCAAAUUGAAAACGUAUAAUGGAGACGUAAAUAUUGGAUUCCUGUCAGGUUACAUGAUUAGAAUAAUGUAUUACUUGCAAGAUUUCGCCAUACUGUUCGUGCCCGCAAUUUCAUCUGGUCUUAUGGCGCACCAAGUUAAAGAGCUGCUGAACCGGCUGCAAAAUAGGUUACUACAAGAAAGGUCUGAAGAUCACGCAGCCACCAUAGAGCUGUUCAUCUCCUACGUGUCCGCGCGGCCACUCGAGCUCACCUUGUAUGACGUCAUCAAGCUGGACUGGUCGCUUCCUAUUGCUAUAUUUAAUCUUUGCGUCACAUACCAGAUAGUUGUAGUGCAACUUACUCACAUGUAUUAACCCUUAAACCGCCACAUACCGACACAUUAAUUCCAAGAGUGUAGUGUCUUGAUUCCUUAAAAAAAACACUAAAUUCUAGCCCUGGCAACAAAUAAUUUUCAAUUGGCAAUAAAAAGUAUGUCAAAUUGACUAGGGGUGUCCGAAUUAUUAUAAAAAUUU